GCCGGAGUCCAACCCAGUGGGAGGGACCGGCGGCGGAGGCAGGGGGACCCAGGUGCCCUCGGAGGAGGCGGCGGCGGAGGAGGCAAGGAGGCGUCCCUGCAGGCAAUCAUCUAUCCAGGAGCCUCGAGCUUGUUGUCGGAAGAAGCCAGGAAAGGGGACACAGAUACGCCUGCCCUUGGUUGUACAGAAGCGUGUGCUGAUCUCAACACCUUGACAUCAGACCUCCUUUUGCCAUCUGUGACUGAGUUCCCUGAAGCGGUGGCACACAGAGGAAUAGAGGAGGAAGAAGGGGAGGAGGUGCGAUCGGCGGCAGCAGCAGAAGCCGAUAACCCUGCCCUCCGUGUGAGUUUGUAUUAGCAGAGUAUGCGCUGAUUUGCUGGCUGGGCUCAAGACCCAUCCCAGCCGUUCAGGGUGUGUGGUGCAUGGUGUGGGGGGUAUCCACUGUCUCUGUAAUAAAUGAUAGAGGAUACAAUGACUUUGCUCUCUCUGCUGGGUCGGAUCAUGCGUUACUUCUUGCUGAGACCAGAGACACUCUUCUUGCUAUGCAUCAGCCUGGCCCUGUGGAGCUACUUCUUCCACACGGAUGAAGUGAAGACCAUUGUGAAGUCCAGCAGGGACGCUGUCAAGAUGGUGAAGGGCAAAGUGGCGGAGAUCAUGCAGAACGACCGGCUCGGGGGUCUGGAUGUGCUGGAUGCAGAGUUUUCCAAGACUUGGGAGUUUAAGAACCACAAUGUGGCCGUGUACUCCAUCCAAGGCCGGAGGGAUCACAUGGAGGACAGGUUCGAAGUCAUCACUGACCUUGUAAACAAGACCCAUCCUUCCAUAUUUGGGAUAUUUGAUGGUCAUGGAGGAGAGUCUGCAGCAGAAUAUGUGAAGUCCCGUUUACCAGAGGUCCUGAAACAACAUCUUCAAGACUAUGAAAAAGAUAAGGAAAAUAGUGUCUUAUCGUACCAAACUAUCCUGGAACAACAGAUCCUGUCAAUUGACCGAGAAAUGCUAGAAAAGUUGACUGUGUCCUACGACGAGGCAGGUACGACAUGUCUGAUUGCCUUGCUGUCAGAUAAGGAGCUCACGGUGGCCAACGUUGGGGAUUCGAGGGGCGUCUUGUGCGAUAAGGAUGGGAACGCGAUCCCUUUGUCACACGAUCACAAGCCCUAUCAGCUGAAGGAGAGGAAGCGGAUUAAAAGAGCCGGUGGCUUCAUCAGCUUUAAUGGCUCCUGGCGUGUUCAGGGGAUCCUGGCCAUGUCCCGCUCCCUUGGAGAUUAUCCCCUGAAGAACCUGAACGUCGUCAUUCCUGACCCAGACAUCCUGACCUUCGACCUGGACAAGCUCCAGCCUGAAUUCAUGAUCUUAGCUUCCGAUGGGCUAUGGGAUGCCUUUAGCAACGAGGAGGCUGUACGAUUCAUCAAGGAACGCUUGGAUGAGCCACACUUUGGAGCCAAAAGUAUAGUCCUACAGUCUUUUUACAGAGGAUGCCCUGACAACAUAACAGUCAUGGUGGUGAAGUUCAAGGGUGGCAGUAAAACAGAAGACCAAUAAAAAAAGAAAUCUGCCUCUCUCUGGUGAACCUCUUCAUCAGACCUUUACACUUCAACACAGUAGACAGCUCUAACAAGUAUAUUAGUAUUUAAGACUGUACAUCCAAAAAGAAAACACGGAAAAAAACAUUCUUUUUGAUUUUAAAAAAGAGUGCUGCGCAGCAAACACACUCAAUACCGCUUCCUUUUUAUUUAUCUGGCUCUUUCUGAGGGAUUCAGUUUAGAAGCUAAUGACGCCUGCUUCGGCUCUUUCAAAUAGCUGCAAUUUCGUAGUCAUCAUCUACAAGCUUAAAAAGGCAAGACAGAAACAACUUGUGACUUGUCUGCAUUCAAUGGGAACGCGAUGGGCCUUUCACUGAUUUUACACUCUCCAUUUUAGUAGGCGUUCUCCUUGAAACUACUGCUCUCUGCAGAAAUAGGAAGGCAGGUAGCAAGCAGAUUGCUGACCUGUGUUGUCAUAGAAGAAUGAAGAAGCGGGGUUGGUUGGACACAACAAAAAUAUCCCUCUAUCUUUUUUCCAUAGGCAAAAUGUCCUUUUUUGCUGCACAAUAAGGGACAAGCUUUUUGAGCUUUUCCAUAGCUGCGUGAUUAUACCUUCGGUGUGCAUGCCCUUAAUGAUACUCUGCCUUUUUUAUCCCACCAGAAGACAGCUUUGGGGAUCUUUGCUCAUUGGAAAAUGGCACAUUCAUUAAUUCUUGCUUCUAGAUAUGAUGGGUACUGGGAUUGGACACAACUGUGCAGCUUGCAUAGAUCAGAGACUGUUGCCAAGGGCAAAAUGUAAAGUUCUUGGGGAUGUUGAGUGAGAUUUUAACACCAAGUUUAGCAUUAUCCAUUACCAGUGUGUUCAAAUAGGAAACAAGGAUCUUGAUGAAACUAGUAGGCUAAAAUGUGAAAUUGCAAUUUAGUUUUCAAAAAAUAUAGGAGUAGCUUUUCAGUAGAAUUGCAGCUGAGUUCGUCAUCAUCAACAACCAAAAGACCGGCAAGGGAAAAUUAUUCUGAUAGGUAUUUAAUGAUGUAAAAAAUCAAAGUCUAGUUUCGGGGAUGAAAGAGAUUGGUGGCAUAUAGUUGUACUUUCAAAGCUAUGAAUAUUGUAUGCUUUGAUGUAGAAAAUUGACUUUUCCAAUUCCAGUAUUGAUUGAUAAUUUAGGUGUGACCGGGUUGCUUAAUCCUCCAUAGUGCUCAUCAUCUGGCAAUUUCUUAGCAAAGUUAGGAAAAGUUGCUUUUGGGUUAUCAGGAUGCCAGAAUCCUGCUGCUAGCAUGGCCAGUGGGAAUUAUUGGAGUUAUACUGGGAAAAGGGAACGUUCCCAAGUUCUCCUUCACAAUUACAGUAAUGGACAAAUGUUCCAGUCAUGUGCCAUGGUAACCUGGAACAAUUAUGACUGUCCAAAUAUCAACAUGUUUGUCAUAGCACAAGAAAAAAAAAUACUGUUUCCCUUUACCAGGAUCUCCACUCAGAAAUGAUGUCAUCCUAAGAUACUGUCUUAAAUUGCUUGGAAGCUGAUGAACUCUUGUCUGAAGCCAGGGCUAUUGGCCAUGACCUAUCAUGUGCAUGUGCAGAGCUGGUUGUAUAUUACUGUGAGUAAAAUAGUGGUAGAUAGAUGUUCUUGAUGAUCACCUAUGAAAUAUAGCCUUCCUAAAAAAUGAGCAAGAGGGAGAAAUAAAUAAGCCCCAGGCAUGUAGGAUGCUGAGUCAUAGGUCGGAAUUCAGUGUGGAACUUGUGUCUACAGGAAAACAGAACUGGGCAUUUUCACAUUUGAAUUCAGUAAGGGUCCACCAGCACCACAGUUCAACUGUGGUGCUGGAGGAAAGUUCUGAGAGUGCCUUGGACUGCAAGAAGAUCCAACCAGUCCAUAUUUCAGGAAAUAAAGCCCGACUGCUCUUUGGACGGAAGGAUAUUAGAGACAAAGUUGAAGUACUUUGGCCACAUCAUGAGGAGACAGGAAAGCUUAGAGAAGACAAUUAUGCUGGGGAAAAUGGAAGGAAAAAGGAAGAGGGGCCGACCAAGGGCAAGAUGGAUGGAUGACAUCCUUGAAGUGACUGGCUUGACUCUGAUGGAGCUGGGGGAGGUGAGGGCCGACAGGGAACUCUGGUGUUGGCUGGUCCAUGAGGUCACAAAGAAUCGGAAACGACUGAACAAAUGAACAACAAACAAGGGUCCACCAUGACAUAAUUGACCCAGUGAAAUGACCAUUGUACAUUGAGACUGGUGCACAAUGGUCAUCACUGGUCAUCAGGUGCUCCUGAUGCCUAUCAAGAUAAAGACUAUAGAUUGCCAAUGGAUGUUAAUAGUGCCCCAUGAGCAUUGGGACACCAUGUAGGGACUGCUAAUAUGCAUUAAGAGACCCCAAUACGCAUCUCACAAUUCAC
Messenger RNA from Anolis sagrei ordinatus, 3905 nucleotides. It is a transcript of the gene PPM1L, whose product is annotated as protein phosphatase, Mg2+/Mn2+ dependent 1L. Gene Ontology annotation, biological process: peptidyl-threonine dephosphorylation; positive regulation of canonical NF-kappaB signal transduction; positive regulation of canonical Wnt signaling pathway. Gene Ontology annotation, cellular component: nucleus; cytosol. Lineage: Eukaryota; Metazoa; Chordata; Lepidosauria; Squamata; Anolidae. The record is from RefSeq and is a predicted model, not a curated record. Gene Ontology annotation, molecular function: cation binding; protein serine/threonine phosphatase activity.